UAUGAAUGAGAUCAUCGACAAGUACAGCACGCAUUCUAAGAACCUGGGGAAAACAGACCAGCCUGCUCUUGACUUGAACUUAGAGCAUAGCAAGUAUGCAAAUUUGAACGAUCAGCUUGCAGAAGCUAGUCUUCGACUAAGACAGAUGAGAGGUGAGGAGCUUGAGGGGUUGAGUGUUGAUGAACUCCAGCAGUUGGAGAAAAACCUAGAAACUGGUCUGCACAGGGUGCUUCAGACAAAAGAUCAACAAUUCUUGGAACAGAUAAAUGAACUGCAUCGAAAGAGUUCACAACUGGCAGAGGAGAACAUGAAACUAAGGAACCAAGUAGGCCAGAUUCCAACAGCUGGCAAGCUAGUGGUUGCUGAUACCGAAAAUGUUGUUGCUGAAGAUGGGCAGUCCUCGGAAUCCGUCAUGACUGCAUUACACUCCGGAAGUUCACAGGAUAAUGAUGAUGGUUCCGAUGUUUCCCUGAAAUUAGGAUUGCCCUGCCUUCCGUGGAAGUAACAACAGUUGUCGUCCGUUCGGUUCCUCAUGGAGCUGCAGCAUCAGUGGAGAAGCUCUUGGGGUUAUGGAUAAACCGGGGCUGCAAUAAUCCUGCGGCGGAAGCGAGAUCAGUUAACCUGAUUUAUCAUCCUUGUGGCUGCAUGAUGCGAUGCCCCCGUUUUAACUGUUGGUGUUUGCCUAGGACCUUGACUAAACUUUUAGAGCUACCUGAUGUUCAUCGUUGUUGACACUAUCCAUGUUAUGUAUGUACCAUGCCGGUAUCUUAGAUUAUGCUCUAUAAAUACAUGUCUUGGUCA
Molecule: messenger RNA, 801 nt
Organism: Triticum urartu
Lineage: Eukaryota; Viridiplantae; Streptophyta; Magnoliopsida; Poales; Poaceae
Source: RefSeq, a predicted model, not a curated record